CAUUCCAGUCAAGAGGAGGCGGAGCUCGUCCAGCAGAUAGGCGCCAACAUCAAGGAGCGGCAGAAUGUCUUCUUCGACAUGGAGGCCUACCUGCCCAAGAAGAAUGGGGUUUCUCUGUGUAGCUGUGGAGCCUCUCCUGGAUCUCAUUCUGUAAACUAGGCUGGCCUGGAACUCAGAGAUCCUCCUGCCUCUGCCUCCCGAGUGCUGGGAUUAAAGGCGUGCACCACCACCGCCCGGCACCAGAUGAGUAUUAAUAUGGUGGCCCCGGGACAUUGUGACCCAUAUCUCAGUUUUCCUUUCUUGCUGUAUUUGGAUUAAAAACUCCCCACGUUAGUUGGCCAUCUUGUUAACAGCACCCUCCCUCCAUCAUUCAUGACCUCCCUCCAUCAUUCAUGACCUCCCUCCAUCAUGCAUGACCUCUAGGACUGUGUUGCUCAGACUCACUUCCUCACCUGUGUGGGCAUUUUGCCUCAGGUGAAUCCUGUGUCACACGGGGUAGACAACUCAGAGUUGCUUAAGAAGAAAGGAGGGGUUUAUAGCUCAGAAAAAAUACAGAUAUAGCUUAGGUAUGAAUGGGUCCUGCCAUUAAAUGCUGGUAGAACUUGCUUCUCAUUUAACUUUUUUUUUCUUACUGUCUUUUCCUAUAUGUAUGUCUAUUUUAUUCAUAGGCAGCCUUUUUCUGUAAACUACUCCCCAGCCAGGCCAGGCUUGCUCCUAACUGCCUAGCCUUUCUAAUAGAAAAAAUCUGGCUCCUCAGUGGUCUCGGGGAUUUAAAAUCCUAGGGUGGGUUUUUAUUGGGUUAUUGUGUUCCGUGAGAUUUCUUACCCCUAUCAGGAGGAGGAGGUACUGCUUUUAUCAGCUUUUGGGCCAUGGUGGAGCCUCUUCUCCGAAGGGAUUACAUUACUCUUGCAGGAUCUAGGGACUGAGUGCUAGGUAAGGAAUCCAGAUGUCCCCUCAAUACUUCACAUCUCCUUCAGACUAGCAGUGCUCCGAAAAGCCGCUCCAAGCUGGAACGAAGGCCCCCUCACCCCCCAUUCCUCCUCUCCAGCUUCUCAGUCUUCUAAGCUCAGUUCAAAUGCCACUGCCUCAGUGAGGUCUUUCCAAAGCCCCGUCACUGAUAGGAAUUUACCUUUUCUCCCUCAGGGUCUCAAGGAGCCUUGGUGUGCACCUUUGUUAGUGUGUUAGAGCACAGGCUGGUGAACAGAGAGAGGCGUAGCCAUGCCAUGGUUCACAUAAGAGAGCUUCUCCUGGGGCUAGAGCCAUGGCUCAGGUGGUUAAGAGCACUUGUUACUCUUGCAGAGGACCUGGGUUCAAUUCCCGGCACCCACAUGGUGGUUGGCAACUGCCUGUAACUGUAGUUCCAGGGGCCUGAUGGCCUCUUCUGCGCACUGAAGGCACUACACACAUGUGGUAUGCAGGUGUACAUGGGAACAAAACACCCAUCUACAUAUGAGAGAGAGAGCGAGAGAGAGAGAGAGAGCGCACCUGAGCAUGAGAGUUCACUUCUCUCUGUCAUGAAGAAUCAGAGGCUCUACUUGAAUCUGGUUCUUGGCAAUGUGAAUGUGACUCUCCUCAGCAACCAGGCCAAGUUUGCGUACAAGGACGAGUAUGAGAAGUUUAAGCUCUACCUGACCAUAAUCCUGCUUCUGGGUGCUGUGGCGUGUCGCUUUGUCCUUCACUACAGGGUGACAGAUGAAGUCUUCAACUUCUUGCUCGUGUGGUACUACUGCACCCUGACCAUUCGGGAGAGUAUUCUCAUCAGCAAUGGCUCCAGGAUCAAAGGCUGGUGGGUGUCCCACCAUUACGUCUCCACGUUCCUGUCUGGAGUGAUGCUGACGUGGCCUAAUGGACUCAUUUAUCAGAAGUUUCGAAAUCAGUUUUUAGCCUUCUCCAUUUUUCAGAGCUGUGUUCAGUUCCUACAGUACUACUACCAGAGGGGCUGCCUCUACAGAUUGCGAGCCCUGGGGGAGAGGAACCACCUGGACCUCACGGUGGAAGGGUUCCAGUCUUGGAUGUGGCGGGGCCUCACCUUCCUCCUGCCUUUCCUUUUCUGUGGCCAUUUCUGGCAACUCUACAAUGCCGUCACAUUGUUUGAGCUCUCCAGCCAGGAGGAAUGCAAAGAAUGGCAGGUAUUUGUGCUGGCACUCACCUUCCUCAUCCUCUUCCUUGGCAAUUUCCUGACCACACUCAAAGUCGUGCACACCAAACUCCAGAAGAACAGAAACAAGACAAAGCAGCCAUGAGCCUCCGGACUCUUGGGCCUGGGGGUCUUGGGACUUAAGGAGACUGCUGGAGAUGGCAGUCAGCAGCCUAGCUGCCGGGCACUGGCAGCAGCAUCUCAGGGGCCAGCAGCAGCACUGGGAACAGGACCAAGGCCCUGGUCCCUGGCCAGACAUGAGGAAUGUGAGGGCCGCCUGCGCGCACAGUAUUGACCUGCCCCGGCGCCCUAUUUAUAACGUAUUUAACGCCAGGUCUUCCCCCACGUCCCUGGAAUCUGCGGCCCUCCCUGCAGCUCUGGGUAAUGGCAGCGGCCAUACCUGUGUCUGUCUUCCAGGGAGGGGCGAAAAGCCUCAGGGAAACCCCUCUUCCUGCUCCUUUCAUUUGAACCCCUCCCUGGGGUUUAGAUGUGCCUCCCAGGGGUUGGCUUUAGCUGACCUGCUAUUUACUGUGGCCCAGGCACCGGGUGGAAUGAAACUUUAAGCAUCUUGUGGAGUCCCCUCUCCCCUGGGCCACCAUCUCUUGUAAGCCCCCCACCCCAUAUCCCCCACCCUCUGUGAUGAGGGAGUAUUUAAGUUCUCAGAGAACCUGCC
Peromyscus californicus insignis is the source of this 2810-nucleotide messenger RNA. RefSeq names its product transmembrane protein 120B (gene Tmem120b). The coding region runs from base 1413 to 2243 and encodes 276 amino acids. The record is from RefSeq and is a predicted model, not a curated record. Gene Ontology annotation, biological process: fat cell differentiation. Gene Ontology annotation, cellular component: nuclear inner membrane. Lineage: Eukaryota; Metazoa; Chordata; Mammalia; Rodentia; Cricetidae. The transcript has 11 exons.